UAUCACAGACGUGCACAGACUCCAGAGGGCAGAGAUCAGAACGGUUGUGUUCCUGUUUAGUAUUCUGUGACACUGGAAUUUGAGACUCUGGACUCUGGAGUACUGGAUAUUCGACAGUCACAUUUGUAUUUGUAUUUUGUGCCAACAGUGCGAUCCUCAUCUCAUUACCAUAAUCAUUUCUUGCACACUUGAUGUACAAAAAUUAAUAUAAUAUUCAUUUGAAUCUUAAAGAAAACAUUGAUUUUAUAUACGUAGAAUUUUAAAUCAACAAAUUAUGCGAUGGAGAUACUUAAGUCAUGCAAUAAGGAAGUAUUCAAAAGACGCCAACGGAUUUCAUGUCGGCAUUGUAGGUGCUGGCCCUGCAGGAUUUUAUUGUGCGCAACAGUUACUAAAAAAAAUACCUGGCUGUCAGAUUGAUAUAUAUGAAAGAUUACCAGUUCCAUUUGGUCUUGUACGUUAUGGAGUAGCUCCUGAUCAUCCAGAAGUCAAAAAUGUUAUAAACACAUUUACUAAAACUGCAUCAAAUGAAAAUGUUAGAUUUAUAGGCAAUGUCUCACUUGGCCAUGAUAUUUCUUUGGCCCAACUUAAACAUUCCUAUAAUGCCGUAGUAUUAGCUUAUGGAGCUGAUGAAGACAGAAAAUUAAAAAUAGCUGGUGAAAAUUUAUCCAACGUUGUAUCAGCAACAAAAUUUAUAGGAUGGUAUAAUGGUUUGCCAGCAGAUAAAAAUGUCAAAGUAGAUUUGGAUGUCAAACAUGCUGUUAUUGUAGGACAAGGAAAUGUUGCUUUGGAUGUUGCUAGAAUAUUAUUAACACCUGUUGAUGAACUUAGAAAAACGGACAUCACAGAAUAUAGUUUAGAGGCUUUGGCACAAAGUAAAGUAAAGAAAGUCACUCUUGUGGGUCGACGAGGUCCUUUACAAGUAGCAUUUACAAUUAAAGAACUAAGAGAAAUGUUGAAAUUACCUGGAGUAAGCACACAUUUUUUUGAAAAUCAGAUGAAUAAUAUCGAUAAAGUCAUUAGCGAUUUACCAAGACCUCGUAAGCGGUUAAUACAACUCAUGUAUGAUGCAUCCUUAAAAACAGAAGUUCAAGAUAAAUUGUUUGACAUAUUGUUCUUGCGAACACCUAUCUCAAUAUUAGGUACAACAAAAAUAGAAGGAAUUGAACUGGCUGUAAACCAUUUAGAAGGUGAAAGAGCAGUGGUUACGAAUGAAAAGUAUGCACUAAAAUGUGAUUUGGCUUUUCGCAGUAUUGGAUAUCGGAGUGUCCAAGCAGAUCCUGAUGUACCUUUUGAUAAAAUAUCUUCAACAGUACCUCAAAGUAUAGGUGUUUACAGUGUUGGUUGGUUGUCAUCGGGACCUGUGGGAGUGAUAUUGUCGACUAUGAGUAAUGCUUUUCAAGCAGCUUCAUUAAUCGGUCAACAUUUUGAUGAAGGCUUGCUUGGUGAGCGAAAGCCAGGGUUUAAUUAUAUUUCAAAAGUAUUAGAAGAUAAAGGUAUAAUUACUGUCGAUUGGAAUGGAUGGACAAAAAUUGACAAAGUUGAAGUAGAAAGAGGAAUAAAAUGUGGUAAACCUAGAGAAAAAAUUGUCGAUGUUGAUGAAAUGUUACAAAUUGGAGGGAUACUAAAAUAAUAUUUUGUAAUCAUAAUCAAAAUCUAAUUUAUUGGAGAAAAGUUUAGAUAAUAAAAUAUUAUAAAUGCUUCAAAAUAAAAAUA
This is a messenger RNA of Myzus persicae (green peach aphid), 1713 nucleotides long. RefSeq names its product NADPH:adrenodoxin oxidoreductase, mitochondrial (gene dare). Lineage: Eukaryota; Metazoa; Arthropoda; Insecta; Hemiptera; Aphididae. Gene Ontology annotation, cellular component: mitochondrion. The transcript is spliced from 9 exons. The record is from RefSeq and is a predicted model, not a curated record. Gene Ontology annotation, biological process: ubiquinone biosynthetic process. Bases 275 to 1630 code for a protein of 451 amino acids.